Messenger RNA from Oncorhynchus gorbuscha (pink salmon), 774 nucleotides. RefSeq lists its product as uncharacterized. The transcript has 2 exons. The record is from RefSeq and is a predicted model, not a curated record. NCBI's taxonomy places the organism in Eukaryota, Metazoa, Chordata, Actinopteri, Salmoniformes, Salmonidae. The coding region runs from base 1 to 774 and encodes 257 amino acids.
AUGAGCCUGGUCUGUGUUCAGGUGGGACUAUUUGCAUUUUGGAUCUUUGGUUCCUGGGGUUGGCUGAGUAACAAAUGUAUCCUCUAUGAGAAAGUGAAUUACUGGAUGUACAUUCACGCUAACUGCCCAAGCAUGAUCGGCUUCACUGCCAGUUGCUGGGAUAUAUAUGACCUCAAAGUCAACCUCUCUGUUGUUCCAUCAAACUACCAGACCCUCUGUCUCGAGAUCAGGAGUGGAUACGUAAUGCAAUCUGGCGCUCUCUCUCGAUUCUAUGCUCUUGAGAGACUUCACCUAGAGGGCUUUCUACCCACGAUUCUCCAUGGCACCUUCAAGGGACUGUCCAGUGUAAAGACACUCUCUCUGAACUGUAAGGGGAUGAUACAGUGUAACACUGCAUCGCUUCUAUCCAACACUUUCAGGGACCUGACUAAUCUGGAGGAACUUUCCAUUGACGAUUGCAUGCUUUCUGUGAUGGCACUGGACGUAUUUGGAGGGAUCCCGCUAUUGAAGAAACUCACAGUCAACAGAUGUUGUGCACGGGAGCUAUCUGAUUUGCUAUGCAGGAUAGUUAAUAUGUCACAGUCAAUAACAAGCCUGACAUUUAAGUCAGAGGAGAUAGUCACUUUGAGACCCCCAAACUGCUCUGACACCAAAGGAGCUGUUCUUGAGCUUCCUCAUUUCUAUCGUCUUCAAGAGGUGAGAUUUUCAUUCCCUAACGCUCAUCACUUAGAAAAAGGUGCAUUCAAAUGCUUUGAAAACAUCACAGAUCUAUAG